AUGUCGACUUGUGCCUUUUACAAAUGGAUCAAAUCUCGAGAUUCAGCCGAUAUUAAUGAACUUUCCAGUAAAAUCGAUGAAUCCCAAUGCCGUUCACCUCCAUCAACGUUUCAACUCAACAAACGAAAAUCCAGUUUUCGAAGAAUUCUCAAAAAUCCCGUUCGACGUCUGAGCUUGAAAGAUAAUAGUAUCAUUAAAGAUGCGAAAAUCACCAGUCCUACAGACUUAAUCGCUAGCGCAAACACAAUUUCACCGGAAGAUAAUCAUCACACGGAUCCUGUGCAUAAACGACCACCGUUGGCUUUCAAUUCAGCAAAUUCCAGAAAAUUGAAAGCAUUUACGUUUGCAGAUACAGCAGAUUUGACGUCAUAUCCUGAUGGGACGAAUCCUUUGAGUAAAUCAAUUGAUAACGAUGGCCUCACUGGUUUCUACAAAAUGACAGAUUCAUCAUCAUCAUCAUCAUCCAAAGCUGUACCAAUCAUUUCACCAGUAGAUAACGUAGAAACUGCUUGUAUUGAAAUCCCACUAUCUCUCGAUAUACAAUCACAACUUAAAUUAACAAAUGGUGGAGAUUCACUUUCUCCGCCAGCUAUAGAAAAAGUCAGUACGGAGAUCAACACCGUUGUUAGGAAAUUGGUCAGUACACUUGCUCUGGACUCUUCGUCCAGAAGCACUAGUGGAGACCUUUCAGCACGUUUACGAAAAGUGCGCACAGCACCAUUAGCAACAAUUAGUCCAAUUGACGAUAAUUCAGUCAUCGCACGGCUUGUUCAACACGUUGCACCAAUCAAUGUUGUUUCUGCCCUUUCAGCAAGUGAUUUUCAUAUCCCAGCUGCCUUGUCAAUAGAAACACCACCUACCGAGGAAAUUUCCUCAAUGAAAAUGCCCUCAACGUCGACGAUAACUGUGACUUCGAAUGAUAGUCAAAGUGAACCAACAGACGAAAUAUCCUACAAUGACGCCGAUCAAACGACUCUAUCAUCGUUUGCAACCAUUGACGAGCCCAUCGAUGAUCGAACCAAAUACGGCGAGAAAAGAAGGCAUAAUAUCGUCGAAUUGAUUGAAACAGAAAAGGAAUAUGUGAAAGAUCUAGCUUUGAUUGUGGAGGGAUAUAUGAACAUUCUCGAAAAUGAUAAAGAAAUCAAAAAGCCGACGGGUUUGUGUGGCCGGGAGCGCGUUGUUUUCGGUAAUGUGCAGAAAAUCUAUGAGUUUCAUCGCGAUACAUUUCUUCCUCAGCUUGAACAAUGCAUUGAAACCCCGAAUAUUCUCGGCCGAUUAUUCACCACAAAUCGAUUCAGUCCAUAUGUUCGUUACUGUGAAAAUAAACCACGUUCGGAAUAUAUCGUUUCCGAAUAUCACGACUAUUUCGAAGAAAUUCGUAAGAAACUCGGUCAAAAACUACUUGUCUCAGAUUUGUUGAUUAAACCUGUUCAACGUAUCAUGCGCUAUCAAUUAUUAUUAAAAGAAAUUCUCAAGUCCACUGAACGUAUGGGUGACGAGCCACGUGCAAUACGUAGCGCGCUACAAGUCAUGAUCGAAGUUCCACAGCAGGCGAACGAUAUGAUGAAUGUCGGUCGAAUAAAAGACUUGUCAACGAAUGUGCAUCAAUUAGGUGAACUUAAGUUACAAGAUAUGUUGUUGGUGAGCGAACCGAUAACAUCGAAAGAUACGAAAGAUGCAGAGAAGAAACUGAAAGAACGACGAGUAUUUCUCUUUCAACAAUCAAUGAUAUUUUGUGAUGAAAUACCAGCGAAAGACAAAUAUUCGAGUCCGAAUUAUAUUUACAAAUACGAACUCAAAAUCAACAAAUUGCAGCACAAAGAGUUCAAACGUAAUAAGGAACUAUGUCAAUUUACAUUAGUAGAAGUCGAUGCGGGAAAUAUUCGUCGAGUUAUUUGUCAAUGUAAAGAUGAUGAACAAUACGAACUAUGGGUUACUAAUGUAAAUAAGGUGCUUCAACGUCAGAUGGAUCUUAUCAUAGCUCUAACUAAUCCAACAGCUGCUCUACAAAAAGAGCAAGGUUCGUCCACGUUAUCGUUUACACCAUCGUCCAGAAAUCAAAUCAAGAAGGCCAUGUCUGAUCGGUCCAGUACAUUUUCGGAAAUGUCAAUUACAUCUACUGCGAAUAAACCAGCUGAAAUUCCUCAAAAGAAAACAUCUCUAUCCUUUAAUUUAUUCGAUUCAAUUCUAUCACGUACAACAACAAAACCGCAAUCAAUUCGUGCAACUAAGAAGAAGUCGCCGACGUAUUUAUCGUCAACGUCCUGUCCUCAGACAUCUAUGGAGAUACCCGAACAAGUUCGAUGCAUAUGUAAUUACAAUGCUAUUAAAGAUGAUGAAAUCUGUGUACAUAAAGGAGAUUAUGUUCAAAUUUUAACUACUAGUCACGAUAAUCGUUGGUUCGUUCGUCAUCAUAUACAUCGAACAACUUCGAGUAUCCAAGGUUGGGUACCGGGCUUUGUUCUUGGACGUCAGAAUUCGAAUACAAGUACAAAUCUAUCUGCAUCAACAUUGCCAAGUUCAUCUCGUUCGGCAAAUAGUCUUAAUCAAGUCUGA
Molecule: messenger RNA, 2556 nt
Organism: Adineta ricciae
Lineage: Eukaryota; Metazoa; Rotifera; Eurotatoria; Adinetida; Adinetidae
Source: the annotation of a GenBank genome assembly